CGCCGUCACCUGAUAUACCUCACGCAGUGAACCGAUCUCAAACAGUUCUGGUUGAAACAUGGUGAACAUGAUGUCUCCGGUUGUUGUCCUCCUCGCGGUGACUUUCCUCUCAGUCUCUUUGGCUCAGUUCGUUCCACCGUUCACUGAGGACUGUCGCUCCGACAUGUAUCCGCCCAACGGACCCACGUUCAGAGGGGCGGUCAGCUGGUACACGGUGAACCUCGACUUGCCCCCCAGCAAGAGGUGGAGCGCUCUGAUCGCCGACAAGAAAAAAGAUCUGGUGACCAUGAUGCAGGCCGUCAGAGACCUGGCCAAUGCGUUCGUGCCCAGUGGGAAACUGAUCGAGGUGGUUGACGUCACACUGCCCAUCAUGGCGAAAACUCUCCCGAAACCGUUCGGUGAGGAGAUGAAAGGAAUUGCUGAUGUUUCGGGGAUUCCUCUCGGUGAGGUCGUCUUGUUCAACAUCUUUUACGAGGUGUUCACCGUGUGCACGUCAGUCGUCGCUGAAGAUGAUAAAGGGAACCUCAUUCAUGGCAGAAAUCUGGAUUUUGGAUUAUUUAUGGGCUGGGACAUGAAAAACAAGUCGUGGAUCAUCACCGAGAAGCUGAAGCCUCUGGUGGUGAACCUCGACUUCCAGAGAAACAACAAGACCGUCUUCAAAUCCACCAACUUCGCUGGAUACGUCGGCAUGUUGACCGGCAUCAAGCCUCAAACCUUCACCCUGACUAUGAAUGAGCGCUUCAGCCUCGAUGGAGGAUACAUCGGAAUCCUGGAGUGGGUCCUGGGCCAGAGAGACGGGAUGUGGAUGAGCUUUCUCACUCGCUCUGUGCUCGAAAACGCAAACAGCUAUGAGGAGGCCAAAACCCGCCUGGCUACAACCAAGCUGCUCGCUCCUGCCUACUUCAUCCUCGGUGGAAACCAGACGGGGCAGGGCUGCAUCAUCACCCGCUCCAGAGAGCUCAACAUCGACUUGUUGGAACUGGACCUGAAGCAGAACCGCUGGUUCGUCCUGGAGACCAACUACGACCACUGGGAGGAGCCUCUGUUCCUGGACGACCGCAGGACCCCCGCCAUGAAGUGCAUGAACCAGAUCACACAGAAGAACAUCUCUUCAAAGACCAUCUACGACGUCCUCUCCACCAAACCUGUGUUAAAUAAGUUGACCACUUACACGUCACUGAUGCAAGUGUCUAAAGGGAGCCUGGAGUCGUACAUCCGGGACUGCCCCAACCCCUGCAUGCCCUGGUGAAGCUCUGAUCUGAACUCUGAUCAGUUUGUAAACGCUGAGCCGUUGACAGAGGCACUGAAUGAGACGAGCUCAGCUGAUCUGGAGACAGAACCAAAGAUUGUCUCCCGGACCAAAGUCUGUUUGUCUCCCUGUUGUCACUGUGAUGUUUGUCUUCCCUGUUUCAGACAAUUCAGGAAUAAAUGACAAAAAUACUAAAUCCCACUUUUUCUGUUCAUGAGGGAAACUGGUACCAAAGUGAAUUAAUUUGUAAAUGUCUUCUUCUUUCUCUUUUUACUGUGAUCUUACAUUGUUGCUCAUGUGUAUAAAUAAAUUAAAGACAAUUUUAAUGCUUUAUAUGGUCCUUGUCUCUAAUGACGUAACACUGAUGAAUGUACCUCAUUGCUGAACAUGCUUUUUUAAAGAUUGUUAUUAAAAGAAUUCACACAAUUA
This is a messenger RNA of Pleuronectes platessa (European plaice), 1678 nucleotides long. RefSeq names its product N-acylsphingosine amidohydrolase (acid ceramidase) 1b (gene asah1b). The record is from RefSeq and is a predicted model, not a curated record. Bases 59 to 1249 code for a protein of 396 amino acids. The transcript has 14 exons. Gene Ontology annotation, biological process: fatty acid metabolic process. Gene Ontology annotation, molecular function: fatty acid amide hydrolase activity; N-acylsphingosine amidohydrolase activity. NCBI's taxonomy places the organism in Eukaryota, Metazoa, Chordata, Actinopteri, Pleuronectiformes, Pleuronectidae. Gene Ontology annotation, cellular component: lysosome.